Messenger RNA from Macrosteles quadrilineatus (aster leafhopper), 11707 nucleotides. RefSeq names its product tetratricopeptide repeat protein 21B-like. The transcript has 22 exons. Gene Ontology annotation, biological process: protein localization to cilium; intraciliary retrograde transport. Lineage: Eukaryota; Metazoa; Arthropoda; Insecta; Hemiptera; Cicadellidae. Gene Ontology annotation, molecular function: protein binding. Bases 593 to 4228 code for a protein of 1211 amino acids. Gene Ontology annotation, cellular component: intraciliary transport particle A. The record is from RefSeq and is a predicted model, not a curated record.
UUGUUGCAAUUGCAAUUAGUUUACAACUUACAAGGUGAAGCUGAAGCUAGUAAGAUUAUGAAUUUUGUUCCCAGGUUCGUAUUUCGAUUUCAUCCCCAAAUAUGCAAAACGAGGGUUUUGAGUAACGCACUGUAUUUGUCGAAACCAAUGAGUUUUUCAACUAAAUAUGGGAAGCUGAUAAAUGAUAAUGUGUCAGGAGCAUUUUAUUUACCUAUUGGAGAUGGAACUGAGAUGGGUGCCAUUUUGUAUGAAAAACAGAAAGGUGGACUUUUAAAUCUCCAUCACACUGAAGUUCCUCCGCACUUGCAAAACAAUGGAAUUGGACAUGAUUUGGCCAAAGAAGUCUUUGAAUACUGUUCAGCUCGAAAUUUGAAGGUUCUCCUCACCUGCGAGUUUCUUCAGAAGUACAUAGAAGAAAAUCCUAAAUACAAAGAUUUGGUAGUGGUUCGCGAAAAAAUGAAUGUGUAAACCUGCUUCUAGAAUUGAAUUACAUAGGUCUACUGUUUUCAUUGUGUCGGUUUAUGUUUAGUUUCUGUGCAUUUGUUUUAAUAACUAAUAAUAUUCUUUACAUACUGGAACACUAAGUGCUAACAUGGAGAGUGACUGGAUUGAAUAUUAUUGUCGAGAUAAACUAUUUACUAAGGUGAUAGAAGUGGCCCAGAAGAGUGGUGGAGAUGCAAAGUGGAGGUUUUACCGUGGUUUGGCCCUGGUUUUGUGGGAUAAAACUGUAGAAGGGAUCAACUUUUUGGAACCUCUUCUAUCACAUUCUGAAUUCGGUUUAGCCUCUGCCCAUCUAAGCCUGAUUGCCCAUCAGUCUUGUGAGGAUGUGGACAAAGAUGCUGUAACCCACCUGGAGUGGAAGGUAGAGGAGGGUAGUGGGGCCAAUGAGAGAAGUUUGCAGUAUGCAGCGGCUGCGCUGUUGCAUGCUGGGUCUCUUGAUAAAGUACGCAACUAUGUGGACCGCUUGUUGCGCCUCAACUCAGCUUCUGCAGACUCCCUUGUACUAAGUGGCUGGUUUGAGCUUUACACCGACAACAAGAGAGGAGCUGCACGGGCUUUUAAGGCUGCUCUAAACUUGGACAAUACCAAUGUGGAGGCUACUCUGGGAGAGGUGACAACUCUGGCUCCAGCUGAUGCAAUAUCUCGUCUCAAUCAGUUGAUAGUCCGCUAUCCCAAGUGUGCCCCACCUCUGGUAGAGAAGAUGAGACUCCAGCUGUCUGUCAGAGACUGGCCUCAAGCCUUGGACACUGCUGCAAGGGUUCUCACCUUAGAGUCUACCAACCUAGCUGCACUAGAGUUGCGAGCCCUGCAUCAUCUGGUGGUGGAAGGGAGCCACACAGAAGGGUUGGUAGCACUGCGCAGGUACAGGGCAGAGCUGGAGGUAGUAGGGGGUGAGGAAGCACUGGUUUCUGCAGCUCAGCUGUUCUCUCGCAUCUGUAGUCGUCACUCACAACUGCUAGUUGAGACCUCGGCAAUGGCAGAAAAAGCUAAUGAGAAUAAGUUUGGAAGCGCACAAGCCCUGUUGGAGUUGGCAACACAGCACAGACUAUGUGGCAAGUUGGCUGAGGCAGGGAAACUAUACCGUCAAGUUACAAAGCUGAACCCGACAGGCACAGAGUCACUCACAGGAUUGACAGCAACUCAGCUGGCUCAGUCUGGACCUACUGAUCAGGUUCUACAACAAGUAGAGUUCCUGAUGGAGGUUUGUGGUUCCUCUCCCACCCCUGAGCUGCUACUGUUGAAGGCCCAAUGUCAGCCCAAUGCUGCCACUACGCUCGACACACUCGACCAGGCCGUGGCUCUAGUACACUCGACAGCUGCACCCAAGCCGUACGGUCCACACUACUUACGCUCCUUGAAUCCAGAUCUGCUGUUACAACUUGUUACUCAAUAUCCAGAAAGUAAAGAAGGUCUGCAUAAGAGAGUGAGUGUUCUGAGGCAGUUGGUUGAGGCAUGUCCUGGACUGACUAGUGUAUCACUGAGUCUAGCACGAGCCUACACCACGCUGGGGGACCACAGCAAGGCUACACAGACAGUACAACACGUCUUAACACGUGUGGACUCCACCAACACUGAGGCACAUCUCAUACUAGCACAGAUACAUCUGGCACAGGACCAAUUCAAUGAAGCCAACAGCAGCCUGGAGCUGGGGCUGAGCUACAACUUACAAGUGAGAGAGAGGCCGUUGUACCAUGUGUUGCUGGGAGCCAUACAACGUUACCAUGGCGACAACACUGGCUGUGUACAGUCUAUGAGAACUGCUCUGCAACUCAACAAGGGUGAUGCAUCUCUGUCCAUGUCUGAGCUGGGGACGUUGUACUUGGAGAUGGUGGCAGCUUUGACAGCAGACAAUCAUGCAGAAGAGGCUUCACAAGUACUACGAGAGGCUCAGGACAGACUAUCAGGGUCAGACCAGGAAUGCAGACUGACAGUAGCUCGAGCACAGUUGGCUUCAGUCAGAGGUGACCACAUGGCAGCUCUAGCUCUGCUCGGAACAAUCAUGUCUGAUCAUGCCUACUUCCUGCAGGCUCGGAAAAAGAUGGCAGAGAUUCAUCUGCACAAGCUGAAAGAUGGGAGGGCAUUUGCUGAAUGUUACAAGGAGUUGGUUAGUCAGAAACCAUCCACGGAGAACCUCAUUCUGCUGGGUGAUGCUUACAUGGCCAUUCAGGAACCAGAGCUUGCAGUGGAAACAUAUGAAAAAGCUAUGAAAAGUUCAUCAUCAGAUCCCAAACUGUCUGCUCAGCUUGGCAAAAUCUUAGUGCGGACACAUCAGUACGGCAAGGCAAUCAAAUGCUUCAAAGAUGCAGGGACAGAAGGCAGUAUGGAGUUGGCCCAGCUGUUAGUCAGACUUGGACAGUUGGAAGCUGCAGAAGCAACACUAUCAUUGCUGCCCAAUCCACAGAAAGCUAUGUUGCUGGCUAAGGUAAAAGAAAAAUCUGGAGAUAUACCUGGUGCAAUGCAAGUAAUCAAGGAGUCACGAGAAGGGCUGGGACCAUCUGAGGUGACACUCAAUGCUAAGAUGUGUGCUCAACUGGCGGAGUAUGCAAGUGCAUCGCGCGACCACGACACAGCUAUCAGCUAUUACAAGCGGGCUCUACAAUACAAGCCUAAAGACACCCGAGUGGAGAUUGCACUAGCCAAGCUCUAUAUGCAGGUCAAUGACUGGAGCUCAUGCCAGUCGCUCUGCUCGUCCUUGCUCAGCAGAGACCCUGAUAAUGAGCCGGCACUGCUGAUGUUGGCAGACCUGGCAUAUCGCAGAGUUGACUACCAGGACGCAGCUUCUCACUUCUCUGCACUGCUGGCUCGUCGACCGGACCACUGGGUGGCAUUGGCCAGACUCAUUGAGGUGAAGCGGCGCACGGCCCAACUGUCAGAUGCAAAGCCUUUCCUAGAGGCAGCUGCAGAGACUGCUGCUGGGGAGCCUGGUCUGAGCUACUGCACAGGUUUGCUGGACUGGUACAGUGGAGACGUGAACAGUGCCUUGCAUCACUUCAACAACGCGAGAGGUGAUGGAGAGUGGGGACAGCAAGCUGUUCAUAACAUGGUGGAGAUAUGUCUGGCAGGGGAGGAGCCAGGCACAGGAACAGCAACACGACUACUGGCUCAGAUGAGACCUCACUCUGGGGACGAGGAGAACAGUGUGAGACUGCUGCACAACCUAAUACUACUGGCCUCCAGGGACAAACAGGACGUGGACCUGGCGAUGACUGACCUCACCCAGCUGGCUCAGCAGGAGACACUCAGGGUGGGUGCCACAUACGGUCUGGGCACAGGGUAUAUGAUGCAGAAGCAGGUGGCUCGGGCUCGGAACAUCCUCAAGCGAGUGGCCAAGGCAACAUGGACAGUGGAGGAAGCUGAGUAUUUGGAGCGAUGUUGGCUGUUAUUGGCUGACUUGCAGGUGCAGGCUGGCAAACACGACGCAGCCUCCGAACUGCUACGACGCACACUCACACACAACCAGGGGUGCCACCGCGCACGCCAGCUCCUAGCACUCAUAGCGGAGAAGGAGCAAAAGUAUUUAGAGGCAGGCCUGCAGUACAAACAGGCAUGGAAGCUGAGUGGGAAGAAUGACCCAGCCUUGGGAUUUAAACUUGCAUUCAACCAAGUGAAGGCCAAGCGAUACGCAGAUGCUAUCAGCACUUGCCACGCUGUGCUGCAGCUCAACCCAGACUACCCUCGGAUACGUAAGGAGAUCUUGGACAAGGCCAUGAAUCAUCUGCGCACUUAAGGUUUUCUCAAGACCAGUAUAUAGCAGAUCACAUGUUUAGGUUCAAUCACUUGAAGAUCUUCACACAGCACAAGCAUAUUUUGGCUCUCAUAAUGUGAUUCUUGGAUUUAACAACCGUGAAUAAUGUGUACUGUCUCACAAUGUAUAGAACUGUUGUAUUACAACAUGCCUAUUGUUAGUUUCAUUUGCUGAUAGACAAACUUUUCUCCUACAUUGUUCUAUGAUGUUUGUCAAAAGCAGUCAGCUGUACACAAAUGAUAUGAUCUUUGUAUAUUUCAUGUGUGGUAACAAUGUAAUAUCACUCAUAUACCACGUAAAACCACUAAUAUUACUGACUACUCAUUUAAUAAGAAAAUUGCUCAGAUCUACCACAAUGUGUGUUAUACUGCAAUUGUAUACAUCAGAUUCAAUUCACAGUUCACACUCAAGAGUGAUUGUGCAAUUAGUUUACAUUCAACUAUAGCAGUAACAAGUUAUCAGUAUCAACUAUAGUAGUACGCCUCUUAUGUUGUCAAAUUUCAUUGAACAUGACAAGAGUUGUUAAAAAACAUGUCAUAAUUUUGUAGGAUCAUUAAUAGUAGGCUAAUGAGUGUAAACCCUACCAAGCAACAAUAAUCAAUAUGGUUCAAAUAAUCAGACGCUUAAACUAUAAAGUAUUAUUUUUAUAAAAUACUGUUACGCAAUUAGCAAAAACUUAUUUACCAAACACAAAUAAUAAACUAGUUUUGUAUACACAACCUUUUUGACACUAUUAGUAGUCUUCAGGACAUUUUCUUAGGUUGCCUAUGCCCGCUUCAAGUAGUUGUUACAUGUGUUAGAGAAGCCUAAUCAUUAGGGCCUAAUGUAAAAUUUUUUUUAUUUUUGUGUAUUAUCUCUCAAAAGGUCACUAAGGUCCAAGUUAGAUGAAAAGGUCACUUAGUUAUUUCUUAUGCAAUGUUUCCAAAAAAUUGGCAGGGUUUCAAAUGUCUAAAUAACAGAUUGUCAAUGAAGAUUUGCCAUUUUUUAUAUAUAUAUGUAUAUACUCUGCCUCCCACCCUCAAUUUAAGAGUUUCCAUAUUAAUUAUCUGAUUUAAAAAUAUCUAGCUAAUAUCAUUGAAUAAUAGUUACCGGUACCUUAUUUCAUUAAAAAAAUUUAUAUAAUUAAAAACAUUCACAAAAAAAAUUCCUUUUGAAAGUACACUUGUAAAAAGUAAAGCACAAUACAUAAAAUUGAUUAUUAUUAAGACUUGUAAUUUUUUUUUAAUCUGUUCAGUUAAAUUGUCCUAAGUUCAAAUUUGAAAAAGAAAAUGUUGAUUAAUAUGUUAUUUACCUACUCCAACUAAUAUUUUACACGCCAAUAACCAAUGUUUCUCCAACUGUGCAGUAGAUGAUGAAUGACAAUAGUUCCGUCCAAGUGAGUGCCAUCAGUUUAAAACUAAACGAUUGCUACUGGUUACUUCCAAACAAUACGUUAAAUGUUUUAUGAUAUUUUAAUUUAUAUUUACAUAAUGUUAUGAUAUUUUAAAACUAAAAUACGUUCUAAAAUAGGUAUUUUACAUCAAUUGGAAUUCAUAUGUAACUAUUGACUUGGGUUUCUUUCAAAUGACAGUCACAACACCUGAUGCUUGGGCGAGUGCACUAUUGUUUUAAUAUCAACGUUAUGAUUCAUAAAAAUGCAAUUUAUAAAAAUUGGUGUAAAAUAUUGGAUAAUAUAUUCAACGUAAUCCGGAGGCUAACAUCAACAAUGCAAUUUAUAAGUAUAAAGAAAAAUAUUUUUAAUCAAAUUCAAACAGAGUAUUUUAUAGUUCAACCAGAUCUUUUAUACCUUUCUUUAGUAAUUUUUGAAAAACUUCCUAAUAAAAUAGUGAUGAAGGACAAUCAACAUUAUUAUGUUAACAAGUUAACAAUUUCUUUUAAAACUAGAUUAACACAAACUAUAGCUGACGGAUGUGGAUAUCUUUCUAGCGUUACAAAUAUUUGACAUAAAACUACUAUGGUAAAUGGCAAGAAUCGCUGUUCAAGUUUUUGAUAAGGACAUUGUGUUCUAAGUCACUGUAGUUAUUUUUUUAGUCCAUUAUUAUAAACAACUUUUAUUAUAACAUUAUUUAAAGGUUGUCAUGAAAUGUGUUACCAUAUACAGUAGGAUCUUUUUUAGCUAGAAGCAGUUAAGUUAUGGUGGAUUAUCUUUAAUUCUUUAUCUGUAGUUCGAUCAUGUGUCAUCAUCGUCUACGUUCAACGACGUGAUAAAACAACUGCAGGAUGAGGUGUUAAAGCUUCACAAAAAGGUCGAAGAAAUCGACGGAAAACUGGUCGAAAAAACUGAUGAGUUGGAGCAAUACCAACGGCGCAAUAACGUCCGGAUAUUCGGGAUAAAAGAGCGCGACAAUGAAGAUACAGACGCUCUGGUGACUGAAAUCUGCCGCGAAAAGCUCGGGAUCGACCUUCCGGUAGACGCCAUCGCGAGAUCACAACGAGUCGGCAAACACCAGGAGGCGGGAGAAGACGGCCGACCUCAUCACCGGGGGAUAAUCGUAAGGUUUACCUCCUAUCGAGCUCGGCGGAUGGUGUACCAGGCGAAGAAGAAACUGAAGGGGACCGGUGUCGUUAUCAGGGAGGACCUGACUCAUCUUCGCCAACAAGUAUACAACAGGGCGGUGUCGUUAUAUGGGAAGACGAGCGUCUGGACCCAGGACGGCAGAAUUCUCUGGAUCGAUGGCAACGGCAAAAAGGAGGUGGCUACGCAGUUGAGGGACCUACCUGCUCGGCCGCCUGACAACACCACGGACAGCACUGAUAAGAACACGUAAUUUGAACUAUAAUAUCAAUCAUACAAGUUUUACAAGUAAAGUACUUUUUUCUUUAACUUAAAAUAUCAAUACGUUUUACACAAUGUUUAAUCAAGAUUUCACAGUUUUACAAGUUGAAUUUUUAAUGAAAGUUGUUUUUAAGUUGGAAGUUCAAGUUAUUUAUUAUUUUGUUUUACUAUCAUUAUUUAGGAUUUUGUCACAGUUGAGUAUUGUUACAAAUGUGAAUAUGACGUAAACAUUAGCUUACUUAGUUUAUUUUUAUUUUUAUUAAUUUAUUUUUUGUAUACUUAUUUAUUAAACAAAAUUAGAAAUUACUAGAUUCAUUGCCAGAUCACGGCAUAUCAAUGAUAAUUAUUUCAAAUGCUUAUACUGUAAUACCAAUCAUUAUUUUAAUUUAUAUAAAACCAUGACAUUCGUAUUUUAAAUAACUACAUUUAUCAUACAUUUACUAUAUACAAUUAUUAUUAUUAUUUGUUUUAUCACAUGUAUUUUAUUUUAGUAUAGGAUUCGAUCCCUGUUUUAAAAGCCUGUUUAAAAUUUUUAGUUCACUUCAAUUUGUGUACAUUUAAUUUUGAAUAAGGACCUGAAAGCUAAUCGUGUUUGUUCGUCAGUAAUGAAUGCUAAAGUUUUUCUCUAUAAUAGCUUAGAUAUGUUAAUUACUGUGUGUUAUAUCCCCGAGUAUGUGUGUGUCUGUGAAUGUGUCUAUUGCAGCUACGCCGGUGCGCGUCGUUGAGAGCUCCCAAGCCCAAACAAAAACUUAUCUCUUACAGAGAUUUUAGAAAUUUUAAUGAAGCAAAUUUUUGUCUGAUGUAAAUUUAACACCUUGGCACUCCAUACCUACAUACUCUGGAGUCAGUUGAUGAUAUGGUCGAUUCACUUAAUGAAACCAUUUUAAAAUUAUAUGACAAGCACGCUCCAAUUGUCAACCGUAGGGUUAGUAAAAGUCGAUCCGUUCCUUGGAUUAGUGAGGAGAUCAUUGGCGUAAUGGCUCGGCGGGACUCAGUCCAUCGCAGAGCCAAAAGAACUAGGGAUCAGGGGCUCAUGGCCCACUACUGCCAGCUUAGAAAUCAAGUAAAACAACAUUUACUUAUUGCUCGACUCCAAUAUUUUCAUAGAUUGUUUUCUGAAGGAAAGCAAUCCUCUGCUGUUUGCUGGCGUAAUCUAAAACGUUUUGGAUUUGGAAAGCAAGUUAAAGUUGUUCCCAUAUCAAUUCCCUUGAACGAUUUAAAUAAUUAUUUUUUAUCAGUUUCAUCACAGGCAAACGGUACAAUAAUUCAGAACCAUUUAACUGAGUUAAAAUUAUGUCCCUUGCCAAAUUCCAUCACAAAAUUUAACUUCAAGCCAAUAUUGCAAAUUGAUGUUUUGAAGGCUAUAAGGCGGUUAACGUCUGACGCCACUGGUUCUGACAGAAUCCCAAUUUCUUUAAUUAAACGAAUCUUGUUUGCUCUCCUUCCAACAUUAACUUUCAUAUUUAACACUUCACUAAGAUCAGGUAUUUCCCAGAAAAGUGGAAGUCUGCGCUUGUCCGUCCCUUGAAUAAAAUCUCAUCCCCAUCUCUCCCGCAAGACUACAGACCAAUUAGGAUUCUUCCCGCCCUUUCUAAAGCACUAGAAAGAGUCAUUUACUCUCAAGUUUCUGAUUUCUUGGCACAAAAUAACAUCCUCAAUAGCUUUCAAUCAGGUUUUCGUAAAUCAUACAGCACUGAAACAGCAAUGCUUCAUGUAACUGAUGACAUACGAUUUGCUAUGGAUCGCAUCCAAUGUACUAUCUUAACAUUAUUUGACUUUAGUAAAGCCUUCGAUACCGUAAACCAUAGCAUUCUCCUAGCCAAACUCCAACUUUUAGGUUUUUCUGAUAAUUCACUAAAAUGGAUGAGAUCAUAUCUUCAGAGCCCAAAGCAGUGUGUGUGUCAUGACAACUUGACGUCCGACUGGAGACAUGUUCCCUGCGGAGUUCCCCAGGGUUCAAUUCUUGGUCCUCUGCUUUUCACCAUUUAUCUCAAUGACAUCAAUACAGUUCUACACCAUGUAAAGUUUCAUUUGUACGCUAACGACUUGCAAAUCUUUUCUCAUUUUAAAGUGAGCGAUGUAAGUGAAACUAUACACUUGAUGAACCACGACAACGACAGAAUUGUACAAUGGGCAGAAAGGAAUGGACUUAGACUCAAUGCUGACAAGACAAAGCCAAUCAUCAUAGGUCACACACGGUUACUCAACAAAGUGGACUUAAACAUUUUACCAAAAAUCACUGUAAACGGAACCACUUUGCAAUACCAGGACAAAGUAAAAAGUCUUGGUUUGACUUUAAACCGAACAUUGGACUGAACUGACGCUGUGGUAAGCACUUGUAAAAGAGUGUUUGCCGCUGUGCACACACUGAAGAAGAUGCAACGACUUCUACCUUUUCACAUUAAACUCUUACUGGUCAAAUCACUCGUGUUUCCACACUUCAACUACUGCAACACUGUGGUUAAUGAUAUGACUGUGGUUUUGGCAACAAAAUUACAAGUACAAAAUUAUUGUGCUCGAUUCUUGUUCAAUCUUAGGCGUGAUGACCAUGUCACACCCUAUUACAUUAAUGAAUCAAUUUUGAAAUUAGAAGACAUCAGAAAAAUAAGAAUACUUUUCAUUACUCAUUCGGCCAUCAAUCUUGGAAUUCCAAAUUAUCUUGCAAAGAAUUUUAAAUUUUUGAAUGAAAGAGGCGCAAGGGAUACCCGCUCUGGCUCGUCCACGCUUUGCAUUCCUCAUCACAGAACAACUGUUUAUAACAAAUCAUUUUUAGUAACAGCAUGCCGCCGAUGGAACUCCAUACCUUUUCACGAUAAAUCCAUAGAAAACCGAUCCCGACUGAUGGUGACGCUGAAAGGAUAUUACCUUGACCGGAUGGCCGUGGCUUGGCGGGAUGGCGUGUGUUAGGCCUAGAUGCAACAGAGGGUGUACGUGUGUGUGUGUGUGUGUGUGUGAAUGUAUGUUAGGGAAGAUUAAAUAAAUUAUGAUAUUUUAUAACUUGUUUUGUUACAAACUGUGUUGUAUUUUUGUUAAUAUUUUGUUGUUAUCAUUAGUUUUUUAGAGGUUAACUGUAAGAAAGGACCAUGAGGUCCUAAGUUCGCCUCAAUAAAGAAGGAUUUUCAUUUCAUUCAUGUGUUCAAACAUGUCAAAUUUUGAGGUUAAAUCAAAACAAACAUAUUGGCAUAUUAUAUCUAUUUCUAUAUCUAUAUCUAUAUACUUAUUUAAUACGCAAGCAGGUUUUUUUGUGACAAUUACUCCUCCGAAACUACUGAACCGAUUGACAUGUUUUUGGUGUCAUUGAAAAGAGCGUAACAUAAAGUUGUGCAGGAAACUUUCUUUUUAGGGAAAUAAUUAGAGAGUGAGGCCCUGGGGCCCUUUAAAGUUUCAUAUUUCUCCAUAAGAUUAACAUGGGAAACAAACAUUGUUAUAAAACUCCAGCUGUUGUCAGAAAUUAAAAGUGAGAAGAAGAACAUAUGUUAAAUGUAAACAGUCAAUGUUAAGUUUGCUAAUUUAACAGUUUGCUACAUUAGUCUGGUUGCAGGUCAAAAAACCUGGAAGUAAGGUCCACCCGAUGUUUUUUAGUGGUUUCUGUUUCUUCAAGACCUACAUAAUUAAAAUAGGCAGGGUGCCACUUUGUCACCCUUGAGCAAAUUGAGAUAUUCAAGAUGGCGGCCAAGAUGACUUAAAAACUAUACAGGGUCAGUAAAAAGUGUGGAGACCCGCUGUUAUUUUUUUAACGGCCCAUACUAGAAAAACUAAACUCGGCACACCAUUAUGGCAUGUUGUGAAGUACUUUUUGGGCAUAACCGCCACUUGGUGUUCAUCCCCAAAAUGGGGGAUUUUGGGGGAAACUCAAAAAUUUCAAAUACAAAGACCCAUUGAGUGACCCCUCAUUUUAAAGGUCCUGGUAAAAGAAAACCAACAACGCAAAUUAGAGGUCUCUAUCUCAGUUUAGUAAAAAAUGGCAGCCAAUUAAAAUUCUCAUAAGUUCCCAAACUCAAAAAGGGGGAUUUUGGGGUAAACUCAAAAAUUUUAAAUGAUAAGCCCCAUCGAGUGACCCCUCAUUUUGAAGGUCAUAAUUAAAGAAAACUAACAACGCAAACUAUAGAUCUUUAUCUUAGCACAGUAAAAUAUGGCAGCCAAUUGAAUAUAAAAUUGCAAGUUAUUUCUGAUUUCUAAAGAUUUCAAUCAGCUUCCAUUUUUUACUGGAUUAAGAUAGAAACCUCUAGUUUGCGUUGUUAGUUUUCUUUAACCAGGACCUUCAAAAUGAGGGUCGUCACUCGAUGGGGCUUAUCAUUUUAAACUUUUGAGUUUCCCCCAAAAUCCCCCAUUUUGGGUUUGGUAAGCAAAAGGCUAUUAGGCUUAAAAAACUUCAUAACAUGCCAAAAAGGUGUGUAGAGUUUAGUUUUCCUAGUGUGAGCCGCUACAAAAUUUAAAGGGGGUCUCCAGAUAUGGAAAGCUGUAAGUUAAAUUUAACUUCUGAGAAUUUCAAUUGGCUGCAAUUUCUUACUGGAUUGAGAUAAAGACCUCUAGUUUGCGUUGUUGGUUUUCUUUUACCAGGACCUUCAAAAUGAGGGGUCACUUGAUGGGUCUUUGUGUUGGAAAUUUUUGAGUUUCCCCCAAAAGUACACCAAGUGACUGACGGUUAUGCCCAAAAAGUACUUCAUAACAUGUCAUAAAGGUGU